Messenger RNA from Vigna angularis (adzuki bean), 4185 nucleotides. Its product is annotated as pentatricopeptide repeat-containing protein At1g07590, mitochondrial. Gene Ontology annotation, cellular component: mitochondrion. Lineage: Eukaryota; Viridiplantae; Streptophyta; Magnoliopsida; Fabales; Fabaceae. Gene Ontology annotation, molecular function: protein binding. The transcript has 5 exons. Bases 76 to 1614 code for a protein of 512 amino acids. The record is from RefSeq and is a predicted model, not a curated record.
UUGUAAAUUUGAAGUAGCUUAGAAGUUUGAGCGAGUUGUAGCACCAAACUGGUGCAGCCUUGUGUCGGGGUUACGAUGAUAAGCAAAAGCAUGCAAAGUGUGACAGGCUUCUUCGCACGAGAGUGGUUGGUUCAGUUAAUACGUCGAACACCUUGUGGAACUCUUACCUUGAAAUUGUUCUGUGCUCAAGCGACACAAAACCAGGAUUCCCUGUCUCGGAGAAUCGAGAGACUCCCCAAAGGAGAAUCCGUCGGCUCUGCUUUCCGCAGUUGGAUGAGAGAUGGCUUCCCCGUUCACGGCGGUGACGUCUUUCACUCCAUUAACCGACUCAGGAAGCUCAAAAAGAACAUACGUGCCCUUCAGGUGAUGGAAUGGGUAAUCAGGGAAAGACCCUACAGACCUAGGGAACUGGAUUACUCUUAUCUUGUUGAGUUUACAAUUAAGCUUCAUGGGAUUUCACAUGGUGAGAAGCUGUUCUCCCGAAUUCCGGUUGAGUUUCACAAUGAGUUGCUCUACAACAAUCUAGUGAUUGCAUGCUUGGAUAAGGGUGUCAUAAGGCUUUCACUUGAGUACAUGAAGAGAAUGAGGGAAUUGAGAUUUCCCAUUUCGCACUUGGUUUUCAACCGUCUCAUAAUUCUUCAUUCCUCGCCAGGGCGCAAGAAGAUGAUACCCAAGUUGCUCAUCCAAAUGAAGGCUGAUAAAGUUCCCCCACAUGUGUCCACCUACAAUAUUUUGAUGAAAAUAGAGGCCAGUGAACAUAAUCUCGAGAAUUUGUUGAAGGUCUUCUGUCGAAUGAAAGAAGCACAGGUUGAACCAAAUGAAAUAUCUUACUGUAUUUUGGCUAUUGCUCAUGCAGUGGCCAGAUUAUAUACUGCAACUGAAGCAUAUGUGGAAGCUGUGGAGAAGUCUAUUACAGGGAAUAACUGGUCAACAUUGGAUGUCCUACUUAUUUUGUAUGGGUAUCUAGGGAGCCAAAAGGAGCUGGAAAGAAUUUGGACCAUCAUUCAAGAACUCCCCUCUGUUAGAUCUAAAAGUUACAUGCUAGCCAUUGAAGCAUUUGGUAGGAUUGGACAGCUAAACAGAGCCGAAGAAAUUUGGUUAGAAAUGAAAUCAACCAAAGGAUUGAAAUCUGUAGAGCAAUUCAAUUCAAUGAUCUCUGUAUACUGCAACCAUGGAUUUGUCGACAAAGCGGCUAGACUGUACAAAAUUAUGAAGGCGAGUGGGUGUAAACCAAAUGCCAUUACUUAUCGUCAACUUGCUCUGGGCUGCUUAAGAUCUGGUAUGGCAGAGCAAGCUUUAAAGACCUUAGACUUGGGUUUGCGUUUGACAAUUAGCAAGAGGGUUAGAAAUUCAACCCCGUGGUUGGAGACCACUCUUUCAAUUAUUGAGGUUUUUGCUGAAAAAGGUGAUGUGGGAAAUGUUGAGAGAUUGUUUGAAGAAUUUCAUAAAACAAAGUAUUGCAGAUAUACUUUUGUAUAUAAUACCUUGAUUAAGGCUUAUGUAAAAGCUAAGAUUUAUGAUCCAAAUCUUUUGAAAAGAAUGAUUCUUGGGGGAGCUAGACCAGAUGCUGAAACCUACAGUCUUUUAAAAAUUGCUGAACAAUUUCGAACUUGAUUUUGGAUGACAACUUUCAGUAAGUUAUCUGUAUUUUGUUUUCUUUCUGUCUGCUACAUAUGUAUCAAUUGCGGGACAACGAGUCAAUAAGAGGCAAGAGAUAUUACGAAGCAUGUACCAUUUGUUUGCCUUUUACAACUGAUAAUGUAAAGAUGAGCAUAAUAUGUAGAUUUGAUAAAUACUGAGAUCGAAUAGGCUCAUUUAUUAUCCAAAUCUAUUAAUCAUACGGUAGAGCAUAUUACCUGGCCUUUUUUCUUACUGCUUAUGUUUCUCCAUCAUUUUACACCUUUGAUUUGCUUGACGUAUAACAGUUUCUCCUUUUGUUUAUUUUUUAAAUGUUUACCUAGUUUGAGUUAACGCUCCAAAAUCUCCAUAGCUGCUGGCCUCUGCUAAUGGUGUUGCAGUAUCUGGAUCAUAAGUGGGACAGAGACGUGGUUUUGGAGGAAAUAGCCAAGUUUCCUGAACUAACUAUGCAAUAACUGCAGUCAGAAACAGAACAACGGCGUCACAAGGUUAGCUUUUAUUUGGAAAAAGGGAAGGCCCCAAAUGUCGUCAAAGCUCUCUCAAAACGUCUGGAGAACGUGGGGUGAGAUUAUAGUUCAUAAUAAACUUAAUGGCAGAAAUUUGUCUACUUCAUUUGAAAGCUUUGCCUGCAACUUUUUUUUUGAUAGGCGGGUAAGACCCUCUGCCAUCCUUUCUCAUCUGUUAAAACAAACAACUGAUAAGUAUACAUAGAUACCUAGUUGAUUGGAUUUGUCUUGAUCUGAUAUUUUAUUGACAUGCUACAAUUUCAUUAUAUAUUUAUAUUAAUUUUUUCUCUUUUCCAGUUAGAUGUGAAAAUAAUUUAUAGCAAUGGUAUUGCUUUGGAUGUAUUAGCCCAAGCUGCUGGAAAAGGAAGGACACUUGCUUUUUUACUUGAAAAACUAAAUGUUGAUGGACUUGGAUCACGCAGCACUCUUGUUUGUGGUGAUUCUACUGUUUGUACUAUCUGCAAAUGUGAUUGUACUGUGAAAAAUGAUCUUUCAUUUCCUGAAUUUGAAGGUCAGCAAUGCACAGGAAGAAUUGCUUCAUUGGUAUACAGAAAAUGCAAGGAGCAAUCCCCAAAUAAUUCAUGCAACUGAAAGAUGUGCAGCUGGCAUUCUGCAAGCCAUUGGUGAAUUCUCUCAAGCCAACUGAAAGAAUGUGUCUCCAAGAGAUAUUGGAGAUUGCAUGUCCAGCGGGAAAGUUCUUGGUCCUAGCCAUGAAGUAGUGAUGUUCUACAUGUUUUAUGAGAGAUGGAGGUGUGGUGAAGUUGAGAAUCCUAAGCAGUAUAUGCAAAAUUUGAAAGCAGUCUUUGAAGUUUGAUCCAAUUGUAAGAUUUUACUCAGCUGCAAAUCCAUAUCUAAGCAAGGUGGACCAUGUUUUGAACCAGACACACUUGUUUCUCAUGCUUCCUAUGCUUUCAAUAGCUACUAUCAGACAAAUGGAAAUUCCGAUAUUGCAUACAAUUUUUGAGGCAUUGCUUCUUUGACCAAACGUGAUCCUAGCUAUGAAAAAUGUGUUUAUUCUACAUCUGGGUAUGUAUGAGAUCAUAGCAUAACUUACUAGUUUGAAAGAAGCUUGUAUAAAUAUUUUAUUUAAUCAUUGUUUAUAUCAUUGUUGUACUUUUUUUGGACAGUUUUUAGUUGCUUCUGCACCACCUUUGAACUAAGGAUUUUGAAAAGCAAGAUGCAUUUGUAACUGGAUUUGCUUUGCAUCAAACUGAACUAUACUAUAAUAAACUGAAAAAUAGUUUACUAAACUGCACUGUACUAUAACUUAACUAAAAAAUAGUUCAGUUCAAUUACUCUGAACUAUUAUUUAGUUCAGUUCAGUUUUCUUAAAUUGUUUUAUAAUUAACUAUAAAUUUUUAUAGUGCAGUGCAGUAUAGUGCACUUUGCCCACCCUAGUAAUACCUUUAUGACCAAUUUCUGCUGAAUGGUCCUUGCCUCCAUUCUCUACUGUCCAUGAUACAGACCUUCUCAAGCCAGAACCUCCUCUCAACCAACCACAACCUCCAUCACAAGCUUUUCCAUCUACUUACUGAUUGUUUUCAAGAAUAGAAAAUUACAGUUGGGGUGAAUUUAGUACAACUGGAUGUUUUAUUGGAGAUAACAUGAUAAUUUAUUGGGCAUUGAUCCAUUCCAAAUAAUAAAGAAAAAGGAUAAUAAUUAUAUAACAUUAUUCUUUCAUCUGAAUUAAUUUAAUUUUCGAAGUACUUUGUCAAAUUAUGUUUCAUUGCUCUUAGUGUAAUCAUGCUGGCUCUAUAUCUCGGCGAUAUAGUGGGACUGUCUAGCGCAGACAUCCCCAAGCAUCCCUCAGUGAGCAAGCCAAGGAGGUAGCCAAAAAGACAACUGGAUUUGCUAUCUCAAUGGAAAGAACACCCAUUCAGAACUCUUGCAAUAUGGAUGAGUGGGCUAACACUAGCAUUUGCUAUCUCACUAUCAUCUAACAACUGGAUUUCUUUUAUAUUGUAUUAGUGGAUGUUUAGAUGUUAUGAGCCAACAAAUAUUUUUUUUCAGUUUUAUUUAUAUAUUUAUUCAUAUUCCUUUA